ACCAAAUCCCAUAAUCUAAUAAGAUAAUAUUAUGUAAUAUUUUAAUUUGAAUAGGUGUUAAACAAAUAAAAACAAAAAAUAAAAUAAAAAAUGAGAAGUCAUCUCUCUCCUUUGUUCCACCGCCAAAGAUGAGAAGCUCAUUGUUCCCCUUCAUCUUCUGCACAAAUCAGAUCGAUUCAUUAGGGAAAAAAAUUACGCCUAAAAUUUUUGGGUUGGCAGAUUUCUUUCACACCUUCCAAAAUUUAGAUCAAGAUGAUAGAAAACUGUUUUGGUUAACCAAUACAAAACUCCAAAUCAAUCUUUCUCACUUUCCAAAUUUUGAAGUUGAUUUAGUAUAUUGGGCAGAAAUCGAAAGUGCUUCACCAUCUCCUUCGUUCUUCUUCCUACCGAUCUCUUCCAGAAAAAUCAGAUUGAAGCACCGGUGGUGACACCAACGACGAUGGGGGAUGGCGAGGGGUUUGGGAAGACGCUGCCGGUAAAUGGAGGAGGUGGCUGAUCGGGUGAAGAAGAGUUGGCCGAAUAGUCAUGGUUGCAGCUGCAAAGCACCUUACACCUAUUAUAUUAGAGCUUGGAGGAAAAUUCCAUGUUGUUGUUGAUUCUGAUGUUAAUAUGCAAGUUGUUGCAAGAAGAAUCAUAGCAGGAAAAUGGUCCUGCAAUAAUGGACAGACCUGCACUACUGCAGAUUAUGUUAUUACCACCAAAGAUUUCGCUCCAAAGCUAAUUGAUGCUCUGAGGUCAGAGUUGGAUGAAUUUUUCAGAAAGGAUCACUUAGAUUCAAAUGACAUGUCAAGAGUCGUUAGCUUGUACCAUUUUAAACGGUUAAUGAAAUUAAUGGAGGAAGAUGGUGUGUCUGAUAAGAUAGUCUUAGGUGGUCAUACAGAUGCAACACAACUCGGGAUCAGAUGCCACAACUGGAUCAGAUGCUGCGAAGAAGUCCGUUGUCGAGAAAACAGCAACCGAAGCACGGGACCAGAGUCUUAUACCCCAAAAGUGGGGGAAAUCUACAUUGCUUCACAACACUCAAUCCUUGUGCUAUGCUUGAGAUACUCACACCACCAUAUUUGGAGGAUGCAGGCAGGAAAUUCACUUAUUAUCAUGACUAUCCAUAUUCAAGCUUCUGUAAGUUUCAUCCAGAAUGAACAUUAGGGAAAUAAAAAGUCAGUUUUUUUUAUAAUAUUUUUUCUUCUGUUUUGCGGGUAAGGUAAUAUUUGUGAUUGAUCUUAUACUAUUUGCACCCACACAAAAUUUCACUUUGUGGAUUUUUUGUUUGUUGAAUUAAUUAUUCUGUCCACUCCUGGAA
Spinacia oleracea (spinach) is the source of this 1300-nucleotide messenger RNA. RefSeq names its product aldehyde dehydrogenase family 3 member H1. Gene Ontology annotation, biological process: aldehyde metabolic process. The record is from RefSeq and is a predicted model, not a curated record. Bases 526 to 1146 code for a protein of 206 amino acids. The transcript has 6 exons. Gene Ontology annotation, molecular function: aldehyde dehydrogenase (NAD+) activity. Lineage: Eukaryota; Viridiplantae; Streptophyta; Magnoliopsida; Caryophyllales; Amaranthaceae. Gene Ontology annotation, cellular component: cytoplasm.